This is a messenger RNA of Candoia aspera, 11294 nucleotides long. It is a transcript of the gene NFIX, whose product is annotated as nuclear factor I X. Gene Ontology annotation, cellular component: nucleus. Gene Ontology annotation, molecular function: RNA polymerase II cis-regulatory region sequence-specific DNA binding; DNA-binding transcription factor activity, RNA polymerase II-specific. The record is from RefSeq and is a predicted model, not a curated record. Gene Ontology annotation, biological process: regulation of transcription by RNA polymerase II. NCBI's taxonomy places the organism in Eukaryota, Metazoa, Chordata, Lepidosauria, Squamata, Candoiidae. Bases 966 to 2270 code for a protein of 434 amino acids. The transcript is spliced from 10 exons.
UGCACAGUCUCUUUCUCUCUGUGUCUCUCUCUGCCACCCCCUCCCUGAUUCCUUCUCUGCCAACCUCCCCCUCCACCUCCCUUCUCCUUUGAUGCAGCCAUUGGCUGCUCCACGAUAGGUCUUCUUGCCAAAUAGGUGGAUCCUUCUUCUCUCUCUCUCUCUCUCUCUCUCUUUUUUCUGCUGGCAUUGGCAAAGGCAAAUGGUUGGGGACUGAGCAUGAAAGGAGAAAGCAAGCAAGCCAGAGAGUUUAAGAGGAAAAAGGGAAAGGAAAAAAGGGGGGAAAACAACAACAACAAAAUCCCCCAUACCCCAGCAGUGGGGUUUUGCCAGCAGCCGAUCACAGCUGAUCCCAGAGCGGAGUCUGCCCCUUUUCCCCUAGACCUGCGAUCCCCCCUAUUCUCAGGCGGAGGGAGCCACAUCUAAGUUGCAUCUUUGCGUUUCUGCCAACGCUGAGAGAGAUUCUUCCCCCGUCUCAGCUCCUCCGUCCGAUUAGUUGUUGUUGUUCUUCCUAUUUUUAAAAUUUUGUUGCCUUCUUCCCUUUAUCAUUAUUAUUGCUGUUAUUGUUGUUACUAUUUUCUUCAACAGCCAUUUGGCAUUUUUAACCUAUUUCGUGCAUGUGGCACAGGCAGAGCGAUGUUGAUUUAUUUCUGCCUUUGGCUGAGGUUUCCCUUCCUAGCUGCCUUCCUUCAAUUUUUAAUCCUUCCUUUUUGCUUCCCCACUCUUUUUAUUAAACAAGAUUUGAACAUUUUGGUGAAUGGUUUGUAGUGAAGAAUGCAGCCCACAAUUGUUUUCCACUUAAUUUAAGAAAUAUCCAGCACUCUUUUGCGCACUUCCUUCGUACAGUUUUACUUUCCUCCUUUUUCUCCGCUCCUCACCUUCUACCCCACACACCCAAAAUAUCGUCCGCCUUCUGAGCCCAGAAUUUCUGAAUCGGGGGCUUAGCUUCGCCGGGAUGAGACAGAGCAAUGGAUGAAUUCCACCCCUUCAUUGAAGCUCUCCUUCCUCACGUCCGUGCCUUUUCCUACACAUGGUUCAACCUGCAAGCUCGGAAGCGAAAGUACUUCAAGAAGCACGAGAAGCGAAUGUCAAAGGAUGAGGAACGUGCCGUGAAGGAUGAAUUACUUGGUGAAAAGCCUGAGAUCAAGCAGAAAUGGGCAUCACGACUGCUGGCCAAGCUACGCAAGGACAUCCGUCCAGAGUUUCGUGAGGACUUUGUCUUGACCAUCACGGGCAAGAAAGCACCGUGUUGUGUCCUCUCCAACCCAGACCAGAAAGGCAAAAUUCGCAGGAUUGACUGCCUGAGGCAGGCUGACAAGGUUUGGAGGCUGGACCUAGUUAUGGUCAUCUUGUUCAAAGGGAUCCCUCUUGAAAGUACUGACGGGGAGCGGCUAUACAAGUCGCCGCAGUGCUCAAACCCGGGCCUUUGCGUCCAGCCACACCACAUUGGAGUCACAAUUAAAGAACUGGAUCUUUACUUGGCGUAUUUUGUUCACACUCCUGAAUCCGGACAAUCAGACAAUUCAAACCAGCAAGGAGAUGCGGACAUUAAACCACUGCCCAAUGGGCAUUUGACUUUCCAGGACUGUUUUGUGACAUCAGGCGUCUGGAAUGUUACAGAGCUGGUGAGAGUGUCACAGACUCCUGUUGCCACAGCGUCUGGUCCAAACUUCUCUCUGGCUGAUCUGGAGAGUCCCAGUUACUACAACAUCAAUCAAGUGGCUCUUGGUAGACGGUCAAUAACAUCUCCACCUUCUAGCAGUUCCACCAAACGGCCCAAGUCACUAGAUGACAGCGAAAUGGAGAGUCCAGUAGAUGAUGUGUUUUAUCCUGGGACAGGACGGUCCCCAGCAGCUGGCAGCAGCCAGUCCAGCGGUUGGCCCAAUGAUGUGGAUGCAGGACCGGCUUCUUUAAAGAAGUCAGGAAAGCUGGAUUUCUGCAGUGCCCUGUCCUCCCACACCACCUCCCCGAGAAUGGCUUUCACCCACCACCCGCUGCCUGUCCUAGCAGGAGUCAGACCAGGAAGCCCCCGUGCCACAGCGUCGGCCCUGCACUUCCCGUCAACUUCCAUCAUCCAACAGUCCAGCCCUUACUUCACACACCCGACCAUCCGCUACCACCACCACCACGGCCAGGACUCGCUGAAGGAAUUUGUGCAGUUUGUAUGCUCGGAUGGCUCAGGCCAGGGCUCUGGGCAGCAUUCUCAGCGCCAGGCUCCUCCUCCUCUGCCAACCGGUUUGUCGGCAUCGGACCCCGGGACGGCAACUUUCUAAACAUCCCCCAGCAAUCUCAGUCUUGGUUCCUCUGACAGGAUCUUCAAGUGAAGAAAAAUGAUGAUGAUGGUGAUGGUGAUGACGAUGAUGAUGAUGAUGAUAAUUUUUCACUCAAGCCCUGCAAAUCAGAAUCUUCAGUCCUUAACCUAUAUCUUCACUGAGCUGCUCCUCUUCAAAGAAAAGUAAGAGACAUUGGGUAACACAGAUGAGAAGCUUAAAAAAAUCACGUGGGACCUUCCUGAUCCAAAGCAGAUUUUGCAUUUGCAUAGAAGAGUCUUGUCUUCUCAAGGAAUCUCAUCAACUCACACUGAAGUAACUCUGUGUUAAAGUAAUGUAUAAGAUAGUUCUGGACUGGCCACCCAAACAAUGGUUUGUUUGUUUGUUUGUUUACUUGUUUGAAAAGGGAUUUCUCUUCGUUCAUCACAGGGAAAGAAUAACACUCACAUCUACCAGUCUCAAAUCCCAAAACUGUCUCAAGAUUUAUGAGGGAUUAUGUUUGCUGGGGAAUGAAAAAAGAAGACUGUUCCCUAGAGAUUUGUCUACUUACUAGCCUAAAUCCAAGGUGAUUUCUGAAUACACUAAAGAAACGAAGAGCACUUGCCUAAUCAGGGCCUGAGUCCCUUGGUUGCUUUUAAAAAACACCUGCAGAGAUAGGUGGAGGCUGCAGGCAGAUCAUGGUUGCUCUCAGUUCCACUCAGUUACUGUGAGUAUAUUUGAAAGGCCGAUUCAGUGCACCAUUGUGGUUCAGAUCUGGAAAUAGUUUUGAUUAAGCAUUACUUCUCCCACCAAACAUAAUUUCCCUUGUUAACCAAAUUAAUGUUGCAUCUCUGAAAGUGAAAACAAAGCAAAAGCAGAAACACUCCUGAAUACCAGAUGCUCAAACAGAAUUCCAUUCCAGAGCAAGGAGUAAACUCUCUUCCUCCCCUCCCUCCUCAGACAUGCAUGCCAACACACUUACCCUAGCACCGAGUCUUUUCUCUCCCGGUCUUGGUAUCUAGGGCUUCCUUGUAUUCCUUGCUCUGGGUGAACUUUUCCUGCAUCUCAGAAAAAAAAAUGUCUGGAUUAUAUGGAAAAUAUUUCCAGUCUUACUCUGCAUGAACUGGAAUUCCUUUCCCCAUAGUUACAAGAAAUAUGGGCACUCUUCAGUUCAUGAUGACAAGUAAGAUUUGACUGGAAAGUGUUUCUCUUUGAAAAGAAAAUCCUUGCUGCUAUUGCAAAUGGACAAAUAUUUAGGAUAGUACAGUAUUCAUUGUUUUAUAAAUAAUAAUUUUUUAAAAAGCAAGACAGCAAAGAGGCGUACUGCAGUGAUGCCCCAAAUUGGCCAUCAGGGCUGGGGUAGCUGGCUCAGACAGGUACGUUUCGGCAGAGUCCCCAACUUCUCUAGGCUUUGACCCUGUGAGAAGCUGGGUGUCUGUUGUUACUAUGGUUUGAUACUUUUCCUGAUCCCUUUUCUCCACUUCAUUUUCUUCCUCCUUGAGUUGUUGCAUUUCUUUUGGCUUCCUCUACAUACAGGUGACACCAGCAAAGAAAUUAAAUACAAAGGGGUUUUGUUGUUACUGUUAAAACAAACAAAAACAAGACCCUUAACAGUCUCAGCAGACCACAGCGCAACAAAAUGAAUUGUAUAUAGUUAGAAGUAAUGGAGGCUGCCUCCUGGGUAGCUGUGAGGGUUUGAUACUACCAUCUGUAUACCAUGUGCAAAUGCACACAUGUGCACCAGAUCAGUCACACAGCUCCACACACUUUCCUCUUUCCUUGUCUCACACUACAGCAAAACCUGUGAGAAAAACCAGCAUCCCUUUCUGUUGUGUAUCCAUGAGAUGAUCACUCUUGUUUCUUUUUCCAGCACCUGUGGUAGAAAUCUCUCUCUCCUUAACGGAUGCUGCGUUUUGGGGACAGGGGCUUUGCCAUAUUUUUUGGAGUUACCUCCCACACUCCACUCCAUUGUUCCUGUUAACUAUGCUUGCCUCUGCACGAGGUAUCACUGGUUCUUACCGGGUGACAGUGAAGUUCUAUAUCAGAGUAUGGGCAAGGCUAGGGGUGAGGGAUUGUCUGGUUUGGAAAGGGCCAGAAAGUGCUGCAGGGAACGGGUUACUGUGCAAUUAGUCCAGAGCAAUUGUAUUUAGACUCAUGGCUUGCAAUGCCUGAAAUUGUGUCCCAAAUAAUUAACUUGAUCUAGAGAAUCUCCUGAAGCCUUUCUACUAUUUGCUACAGUAAUCCCCAGUUGAUUCAUGGAGCAUCCCAAGGAUUUAUGAAGCAGACUUAGUCCAAAACAGACCUGCUGGUGAGACCAAGAAUCUGCACCCUUGUCCAAGUGCAAUGAUUUUCCAGUUCCAAAUGGAGAAACAGGGUCAAGGAAGGGAAUCUGAGGGCUGCAGAUUUGCCUCUCUCCUCUGCCAGCAGUAGGCUCCCAUGCUUAUCCUACAAUCCACAUGUCAGAGGAAUGUCCUGAACGCCCCUGCCCAAUACGUACACACACCAGCAGACACUCCUAUCCAAGGCCUGCUCUUCUGGAGGGUUCAUAGAGCCUGACCUUGCACAGCUGCAGGACAGCUGCUGUACAAAGGGGGAGGUCUUCUUUCUGAAGAAAAUUGUAAUGAAGUGAGCAGCCUGCAUGUAGAUAUUUUUGGGCUGCUACAAAAAAGAUGACACUCCUGGUGCUUUAGUCAUUGGUGUGAACCAGGUCUGUUCCUGUCAGGAAGAAUGGAGACCUGAAUUUCAUGAAUUCUAGGGUUAGCACUCUGUCUGCUGCUUCUGUCAUACCAGAGGUCCUCUCACAGUAUCUUCUGUAAAUGUUAUUCAGAAAUUAAGUAUAAUUUACCAGAGGCAACAUUGGAAUGAACAUUCACACCAUGAUUGUUGAUCCCUCUUUCAGAACUCUGUGAAAAAAUAUCAUCUAGUCUAUAGCUGAGUAUCCAUAGGGUGAGAGUUGGGGCCAAAUCAGUGAUAUGGGCAGAAUUUGGAAGCAGCAGCUACAAUUAGAACACAAUCCCGUUCCAUGUUAUGAAAGGUUGUAAAUUGCCCAGUUUUGUAAAUGCCCAAAGUUAGUAUCUGUUUCUUUAAGAACACUAAGCCAUGGAUAAAUUUUGCAGCUGUGGAUGUUGAUACAGUUCCUACCCUGGUGGCCUUUAAAAAAAACACAAGACACCCUUGGACUAUUCAGCCUACCGUUCACUACAUUGUUUGCAAAAUAUCAAUAUCAAGCACCUUUUCUAGUCUGGUUGCAUCGGAAGGGAUUCCAAUGUAUAAUAAGACUUGGAGAUGUGCUAAUGUUAAACAUGAUUCAAGCUGUAGCAUUUGAAAUGCUGUAUGAUUUUAUUUGAUUUGGUCAUAAGAGCAUUUGAAACAUUCCCAGAUUGAGAAAGAUUGUGCCCCCACUACCCCAAACAUAUCCAAGCUUCUGUUUCCAUUAGGCUUGACAAUUUCUGAGCACAAAGAUAAGAAGUAUACAAAGCGUUCCAAAUAUUAAAUUGUGAAGAUCACAAUAGUCUGGGUGACCCUAUUUAGUAUGCAAAAAUCCAGACCACCAUUAGAUUGCCUCCAAGAGCAGUGGCCAUCUGGAUUUUUGUAGCUCAGAUAGAUAUGUUAGCCCUACAAGAACUGAUACUGCUCCAUUCCUUCCGUUAUUAAAUAUAUUUAGUAAGCUCAUUCACUUAUGAAUGACACAGAAUGCUUUCCUUUUAAACAGUCCAAUAAUCUAAUUCAAUUGCCUGAAGCUUCUAACCUUAAUGCCCAGCAUUGCUCAGAAUGGGUUCCCUAAAAACAGGAGAUGGAUAGGUCUGAAAAAAAAAAGUAGGAAUUGCAGGAAUCCAGAGGCAGGUGACCACCAAUGGAACAGCACUUAAAAUGGUAGGGGGUGAUUGGGAGAGUAGAAGUUUACUGUUAUUUAAUUCUGGAAAAGGAAGCUUUAAAUCCUAACAGUGCUUAAGCAGUUAUUUAAUACUUGGGAUCUUUAAGAGGUAACAGAUGAAUAACAGUAGUGUGUGAGUGGGUAGAUGGAAUACCAGUGCCAUCCAUUUACAUGUUACCUUGUUUGAGUCCUAAAAGAAGGGUAAAUAUAAACCCUGAGAAUGAAUCCAUAAGGGGUGACAUGGAGGAAUUUCAGUUUUGGUGGCUUGCAGGUAUGGGCAGCAAAAAUACACAAAAAGAUUUGUUUAAAAGGGGGAGGGGAUUUUAAAAAACAAAAUAUAUAUUAGGGGUUUUAAAAGAACCAAUUUUGUUUGCAUUGAGCCAAGUGCAAUGGAGUGCAUAGUUUUAAUAUCUUUGUAUGUUAAAGAUUGUUAAGAAGAAGAGAAAAAAUCUAUUUUUGUUGCAAAGUCCUCUGUUCCCAGGGACUCUAAAUAAAUUGGGACAAAAGAAAAACCCACCUUUGUAAGUAUGGGGAAAAAAUCUUUUUCUGUUUAUUUUUUCAUUUGUCUAUUUUUCCUUUUUCUUGUUUAUUUUUUAAAUCCUUUUUUAAAAGAUUGAUAAUAAUUGGGGAUCGGUUGUUGUUUUUUCCUUUUCCUCAUUAGUUUUGUCAUUUUAUGGGAGGGCUGAAGGCAAAAGUUUUGUCAUACACAAAAAUAAAAUUGUAAAAAAAAUACUGUAUCAGGUUAAAAAAAUUGAAGAAAAUUACAAAAUUAAAAGUAAAGAAAAGAAGAAAAAAACUAAAAAAAACUAAGUUGAAAAAAUCAAAAAUACAAAACCUGGUGCUUCUUACAGUAUAAAAUACAUUAAAAUCUCUAUUAUACAUAGUUUAUGAACCAAUUAAUUGUUAUCAUAAAGCACAUUUUAGGAAACACGCAUUAUCCCUUCUUUAUGUUUAGCUGAAAGGGGCAGCGGGCUUUGCGGUCAAACGCACCAGCAGCAUCUGGCAGCUUCUCAUGGAUCUUCCCAGGUUGCCGAGCGAGAUGGGUGAUGGUGAAGUUGCCAUGGCAAAGGGGGAAGGUUCCUUCUGGAACAGAGGCCAUCCUGGAUAGGCUGUGUUUCUCUGGCUCCUUUCACCCUUUCGGCACCCUCCAUCUCUGCCACUGCACAUCUUCCUCUUCUGUGUUGUUCUUCUGCCCUGUCUUUUCCCAAAAAGAGCUAAGCAAAACAGUUGACUUGGUGUUUGGCCUUCAUUUCUACUCCUGCUUUCUUGUAAACCAGCCUAAUUGCAAUGUUGGGUUUUUUCCCCCUUCUUUUCACUUUCUCUCAUAUAUGUAUCUAUUGCUCAAUGGCUUCUCUUUGGAACGAGGAGCUGAUCUAUGAAUUCACCAGCAUCCCUUCCACUGAACUCCUUGCAUUCCUAUCCCCAGAGUCAGUUGUAACUUCUGCUUGCCCUUUCUCACAGCCUUCCUUAUCUGUUGAGGGGAAACCUUCCUCUCAGCUCAUUGUGAAAUUGCAAGGCAGAAGGAUCUGUGUGCAAAGCAGAAGUCCAGACUCAGAUCAUACCCCACAACCUCACAGAGCAUGGGAGAUUGACUGGAUAAAUUUCUCACUUCAGGGAAGGACCAAGAUGGAUGACUUUGCCUUACUCUCAACAUGCUUAACUGGCCAGCUGACAUAGUGCCUUUGUAAACCCAUCUUUUGUUGGAACAGAUGGACCAUGUGCUCUGCCUGGGGAGUGGGUGCAGGAAUUUCCACCCCCUCCUACUGUAAUUCAUGUGCUUAAUAUAGGGGAAAGCAAUAAAAGCCUAGGCUUGACCAGCAAGAGGGAGAUACUUGGGCUAAACAUGGUGGUACCUAGUCCUCUUUGGCCUGGCUACUGCUGCCCCAUCCAAAAGAGAGGGUUAGCAGCACCGAGGAGAGGGUGAAGGAAGCACACCUCCUAAACAAUCCUGAAGGCAAAAGGAAUUUCCUCCCCAACAGCCUUUCUGCACUUGGGCUUCUCCAAACCCCUGUCAUGGAUCCCUGAGUCCUCCAUUUGCAUGAAAGGGUGGCCUGCUCAGCUCCUUUCUCCCAAGUGAUGCUCAGCCGCAGGUUCCUUGCCAGCCCAGGAGGGUGUUAAGGUUCCUUAGGGCCCAAGGCAAUUUCAUCUGGUGGGCAAUCAUCCUUGCCGGGCUCUGUCCCAUAAACCCUCCUUGCUCUCCCUCCAGUUCCUGGUUUGGGGGCGUGCGCUGUCCCCUGUUUGGCCACCAGUGGGCUGGCAGUGAGCCUCAGUCCCUACUUGCUAUGGAGCUCUUUUUUCCUCUGUCCUUUGCUUUAGAAGAGCAGUCGAGCCUUUCUGUCCUUCCUUUCACAAGGUACCUUUGACAACCCACUUGGCCUCCCUCUUCAUACCCUCCAUUAUAUGCCCCCUUCCCAUUAAUCUCAGACCCACAUCUCUCGCUCGGCAGCAAAACCUUGAGAUCCAUGAAACUGCAGCUUCCCAGACUGCAACCCACCCCUGCCCCUUUGAACAAGUUUCUUCCUUGGUUAAGAAACGCAGUAUAUAUAUGAGUACAGUACAGUAUAUAUAUAUAGUACUAAUGGAAUUUGGUGUGCUUUUUCUCCUCAUCCCCGACUCCCUUGCCUCUUUCCCUGUGCCCCCAAGCCUCCCUUUGUGUCUUUCAGUCUGUUUUUCCAGUUCCCCCCACUCCUGGCCCCACCCCUCCGCACUUGAAAAUAAAGGGUAGCUCUUUGUCUGUUUUUGUUCUUUCUGAAGUUUCUUCCGUGUCUAGCAGAAUGCAGGUAGCCAUAUGUUAUAACUGUCAAUAUUGCUUCACAACAAAAAAAUAUAUAUAGGAAAAAAAGAAAAAAAAAGAAAAAAAAAAGAAAAAUCCGAACUGUUUUAUCAUUUUUGCCUGAGCUUUCUUCGGCUUUCUCCAUUGGAAUGGCUUAUUGUGUUAUGUGAAUUUUAAAAAAAUUAAAAAAUGUUUAAAAAAAAAAUUAAAAAGAACAAAAAAAGUACAUAUAUUUUAAAAAAAGCAAAAAAAAAAAAUCAUCGGCUUCCCUCUUCCCAUCCCCACCAGUUCCUUCCUCAGAGCAGAGAUGGGAAGCCCAGUGGAGGGAAGUGCCGAGGGCUCCGAGAUCACGUGUCUGUGUCUGUGUUGGUGGGUGAAUGGGGGGGUCAGUUUUCCUUCUUCCCCAUUCCCCUGCUUUCUGGAGGAGCUGCUCAGAAACAUCAAGAUUAGACUCAUUUCUUCCAGAUACACACCCUGUCAGCUUUUGGGUCAAAUUUUGAAGUGCCUAAGAGGUAUAUAUAUAUAUUAUUUUUCAGCAGAGAGUAGUUCCUGUUUAUUUGGGACUGAGCAUCUUUGUGUCAUGUCUGCCAGCACAGUACCUGCUGAUGUGUAGAGAGGUGAUGGCAGCUGCUGCUGCUGCUGCUCCUGUUAAUCCUCUGCUUAUCCCCGUGCACCCUCUUCUCUGAGGCACUUUUCUCUUUGCAAGGCUCGCUUCUGGCUGAGGAGAAACGCACUUGUGUGGAGCCAGCAGGAAGGUGUGCCCUGGGCAGGGAGAGGACCUAGCACCCUUCACCUUCACCCUCCUUUGCUCUCAGAUCAAGCCCUCCUUCCCUCCUUUUGAUAUUUGGCUAGGGCAGCCCAACACUAAAAAUAUGGGCCUGCUGGUGCCGUAUCUAGUGUGACAGGGAGUAUCACAGUCAAAUUUCACUGUUGCCUUUGAAUACUGCAGAGGACCUAUUUCAAAAGCCAUCAUUGAUGCGCCUGUAGGUUUCCAAAAACCUACAGCGUGUUAGCCAGAGGCUGCUGUGAUCUGAUAAAAGAGGCAGGAUAAGAGCAAAUCAUCAGUGGCCUGAGAUCCUGGGAGUUCAGUAGCCAUCCCAAAGGGAGGAUCUAAGGGAUGUCAGGCUCAGCGUUGGGAGGAAAGAACCCCUGCUCCCAUUUCCCAUGGAGACUUGGAGGAGCAUCCCUUCCAAACGGCAUGGAGUUCAACUAUCCGACUUAGAUGGCAAGUAAGCCCAACAGGCCUGCUUCUUCCCCCAAUCUUCUUUCCUAAUUUUUGUAGAAUGUUUUGUCAUGUCUUCCACUUCUUGCAGAGGUAAAUGGUUCCCACUGAUGCCAUUCUGUUUUUCUCUGGCCAGGGAAUCUGACCGUACUCCCUAGGGCUACCAGAUCUAGUGCAUGACCACUAAAAGGCAGCAUAGACAUAGUCAAUAUAGGAAACACUAACAUUUUGGUGCCAUCUAAUGGCCAUCCAGGUUUUUGCAGCCCAGAUAUGGUAGCCCUAAAGAGCACUUCCUUCCCUAGUCCACUCAGGAUGUUGACAGGAAGGGCUCUUUUACCCUGCAACAAGAACCCCAAUUUUGACUUGGGCCUAUGUGGAUAUUAAGGGAGCAACUCUCCAUCUCCAUAGAAGGAGGGAGGCCCUUUUGCAAGCUUUCCCAAAAGCAUGCCAAGCUAAGGUGUCCCACCUGCCUAGUCCAGACUCAAAAUGUACAUGUCUGUUUCUACCCAUAUCAGCCUGAUGCUUCAGAGCAGCUGCCUCCAGCUCUUUCCCUUGACCCUUUAGUGCCCUUCCACUCCUUAUGAAGCUGUUUUACUGCUCCUGGUUUGGUUCUGAAAGCAAAAAGAACUCAUAACCCUGCAGCCGAAUUAAGGGAAGUGCCUUAAACUGAUGCCUUUGCUGCCACCAGCGAACAAGUUGAGACAGGAAGAGAAAGCGAUCAAACUUUAUGCAUCCAGCUUCAGAAAUGUGAACAAAAUAUGUUUACAGAGAUUGCAAGCAAAUUGCCUCCGGGGGGGCUCCCGGGAGCCCCUCGGUUGCUAGCCAUCAUCACUUUCUACCCUUCCCCACCUGCAGGUUUUACACAGGGGAGGAUAGCUCAAGUCCACAGAACAGCUCCUCUGCUCACCCGCCUGCAUUGCAUGUAGCUUGCCCCUGAGUGUUUGCUCACCCUCACCCCAAAGAAGGGAACCAGCAGCCGUGAUGUGGUGGGUCAGCUCCUCCAGCCCCAGCCCCAGCCCCUGUCCCAGUCAGCCCUCGGCACUGCCCCUCCCUCCCCAAGUGCCACUCUCCGAGCGGGGUGUAAUACGCAUGUGUUAAUUACAAUUUUUUCCAUAAUAAAAGUUUAUAGAUGCAGCACCUUCUUUAACUGAUUGAAUUAAAGAAUGUUAUUGACUGUAA